This is a messenger RNA of Lodderomyces theae, 1065 nucleotides long. It is a transcript of the gene MUM2, whose product is annotated as Mum2p. The transcript has a single exon. The record is from RefSeq and is a predicted model, not a curated record. Bases 1 to 1065 code for a protein of 354 amino acids. Lineage: Eukaryota; Fungi; Ascomycota; Pichiomycetes; Serinales; Debaryomycetaceae.
AUGAGUUUUUCAUCAAGCCAAACACAUCUGGAUGUUCCUCCACCUCCUCCUCAAUCUUGCGACAAUACAGUUGACUCAGCUGCUGCCAAUAAUAGCUACAUCAGCAGUAACGAUUUUCAAAACUUCAAUUGGCAACAGACGACUCAUAACCAGAUGCACGGGGGGCAACAACAACAACAACAACAACAACAACAACAACAACAACAACAACAACAACAACAGAAUGCUUUGCAAAAUACUGGGCAAGGCUACCUGUACCACGCAGACCUUCAUACCCCGAUGAAGCUUUGGAAUCAGUCGGCGUAUCAUUCGAAUUGGCAAAACAAGCCAAACCCGUUUCAACCGUUGGCCAAGGAGUUGCAAGAUGUCAAUGGAGAAGUCUAUUUUGACUCUACUGAAAGGAGGCCUUCGUACACAGCGACAGCAGCAGCAUCAACAACAACAACAACAGCAACAAACAAGUACAUGAAAAACAGUAUGCUCAAUGCACCUAGUUAUGUUCCAUAUGGAAACAGGUUUCCCAUGACACCCAACUCCACUAUUGGAACCAAAUUUGUGGAUGAGGAUAGUGGCUUGGAUUUGAAAGAAGAGGUGCAAAAGUUGAAAAAUGAAUUGAUUUUGAAGAACCAAAUGAUUAAGAAUUUGACUGAUCAGAUCAAUGUUAUGAUCAAGAAUAAGAAUGGUAGAGUAGGAGCCUAUAACGAGGUCAAAGAAGAUGUUGGUGAAUCGUUCAAGUUACCGCAAAACCACUAUCAAUUGUUUCAGGACUUGUCCAAGACGUUGCAAGAGAAAUGUCAAGAGUUGGAUGAUGUCAAUCGAAGAAUGGAGAUUAUUCUUGUUGCCAAUCGUGUCAGUAGCAAUACUGCGGUUGGGUACGACUUGGAGGAGUUGAGUCAUAAGCUUCUUUACAAGAUGACUCAGUUGCAAGUGGAGAACGAUGAGUUGGUAAAGAUGGUUAGUACAAGUAGCAAGUCAAGUUUGUUGGUUGAGAUUGGGAUGUUGAAGCAGCAGGUUGCCCAGUUGGCAGGAAGCAAUGACAAAGAAGAGCAUGCGGAUGGUAAGUAG